Messenger RNA from Pristis pectinata (smalltooth sawfish), 1259 nucleotides. RefSeq names its product transmembrane protease serine 4-like. Gene Ontology annotation, cellular component: membrane. Bases 239 to 1066 code for a protein of 275 amino acids. Gene Ontology annotation, molecular function: protein binding. The transcript has 9 exons. Lineage: Eukaryota; Metazoa; Chordata; Chondrichthyes; Rhinopristiformes; Pristidae. The record is from RefSeq and is a predicted model, not a curated record.
UGAAAGCUUGAAGUGUUUGGGGAAAGAGCUGAGGUGGAGGUGGCGGACUAAUUAGAUCGUGCUUUCAAAGAGCUGGCACAUGUACAAUGGGCUGAAUUGUUGCUUUCUCAGCUUAAUGACACAUUUCCACUGGUGAAUCUCAACCUUGUCAAACGUUUCCUCAGUGGUUCAAGCAUCUCCAAUUGAUUAUGUGACAAGGUUGUAAAGUGGCGCAGUUAAUUUCGAUGGUUUAGGUUAUAUGUCAAAGUGCUUGGGCAAAGUCCGGAAGUUAAUGCUCUACAGGUGCGAAGAAACCAUAGCUUCCUCAUUCAAGCCCUCGAUGCAGCUGGCACGGCGAAGUGCAAAAUCAAAGGAGGAGACAGAUGUGUUUGUUGAUCUCCAUCCAAGUACAACCAUUUCAGUGGAUCCAGGCACCAAUCGAACCACAUGUGAAAUGAACAAACAGAAGAAGAUCAUUAUAACUGUACUCAUAGUGCUCACUGUUUUGGCAAUCAUUGCUGUUUCUGCUUAUUUUGUGAAGGUUGCCAUCGACACGUAUUAUUUCUUCUGCCCCAACACCUUUAAGUUUAUUUCUCUUGAUUUGCAAUGCAAUGGGAUCACAGACUGUUCAGAAGGUGAAGACGAGGUUGGCUGUGUGUCAAAUAUUACCUUCCAGGUUGAUUAUCCAGUGCGGAUUUACGGAAGCGACUCCAUUCUUCAAGUGAAAGAUCUAACCACCCAGCAAUGGAAAAGUGUGUGUUAUGAGAACUGGCAAUCUAAUCUCGCACAAGUAGCAUGCAACCAGCUAGCCUACACAAGGGACCCUAUAAGUACCCCACUGAGAAAGGACCUCUGGCCUUCCUAUAAGAUAAUCAAUGUCAACAAAGUUACAAAUCCAAGCUCCAUCCAAAGCGUGUUAACAGAAGGGACCUGCAAUUCCAAUCAGAUCGUGUCCCUUGUUUGUGCACGUUGUGAGCGCAGUGGCAUUGAACGUAUUGUGGGAGGGGAGGAUGCCAACAUUGACGAAUGGCCCCUGGCAAGUUUAGCCUCAAGUACAAGGAUCAACAUCUGUGUGGUGGCAGCAUAAUAAAUCCCCAGUGGUUGAUAACUGCUGCACAUUGUUUCCCAGAGGAAUAUCAACAGAUUGCAAACUGGAAGGUGUUUGCUGGAAGUGAGAGCCUCUUCUCUGGAGGGAGCACAUUUUCUAUCAAGAAAAUCAUCACAAAUGGUGGCUACAAACCCAGUAACCAGUGACUAUGACAUUGCACUGGUAAAAUUGA